AGAUAAAAUCACUUCAGGUUUGUUUAGGUUAGGUCGUGACCAUGAUGCAAUUUUGUCGUGUCUGUUUGACGCGAGAUAUUUGACGAUUGUCACAUAGUUCUGAAGAAUUCCUUAAGGAUGUCAUUCUUCGAUUUCUUUCGAGGCUUUUUCGGUAUAAAUCGCCGUAACGAGCCUGGCACAAGCGGGCUUGGCGAUCGUGAUCCAUACAGAGAGGGUUUUCGAAAUCCAAUUUGGCAGAUCGACGAGGAUGACGAUGACAUAGAUGACUUCAGAUUUUCAAUGCCCGGCAUGGACCAUCACUUCCACAUAUUCAGUGAUCCACUGCAGAUAACACGUUACUUUGAACAUCAGAUGGACAACAUGUUAAAAGAUUUUGGUUUUGGAUUUAAUGGCUUCUUUUCUGAUACGAAUAAAUUCAUCGAGGCAGUACCACGUGAUGGACCCGAAAGCAAUUAUAAUUUGCGCGACAAUAUGCUAAAAGAACCCGACAUUGACGCCAUACAACCCAGACAGAAAGUAGAUACAGAUUUAGAUGGAAAGAUCAGUAAAGAAGAAGUUUUUAAAAUGUGGAAAGAGGACAAACAAGACACAGAAACGAAGAUAGCGACACCUUUCUCAUUCAAUUUUGCGAAUAGACAUAUUAGCAAGCAGAUCAAACGUAGACCCGAUGGAACUGUAGAACAAAGGCAAGUGUUUAGAGACAGCGAAGGUAACCAGCAAACAAUCGUUUCAAAAGAAAUGGAUGACAAAAAGUAUGUCGUUACCACGAAGAAGGAUAAGAAUGGGAUUGAAUCACGGUCCGUGGAUCUCUUUAAUAUGGAUGAAAGUGAACUGGAAGAUUUCAAGAAAAAAUGGGCAUUGAGAGACAAAUGAUGAAUCACGAAUGAUGGGAAUCUAAGACAUUUCCCGUGGGAAAAGUUUUUCGGUCCUAUCCUUAAAUUGUAGUAAGGAAGUAAAUGUAGUAGCGAGUGAAGUAGAAGGUGAUAGUUUCGUUUUUGGUAGCUAAGCAUCUCUCUCUCUCUCUCUCUUGUGUAAUCCUACAUUGAGUAUUCAAUAAAUAAAUCAAUUUAAUCAAAAGUAACGGUAUACUUCAACUUCUAACUGUAAAUUUCUUUAUUUAAUGGAUUAUAUAUCCUGUACAUAUUAUAUACAUACAUAUUUAAUAAAAUCUAUGAUUUAUGCAAAGAAAUAUUCUUUGUUUUCGAAUUUACACAACCGGGUCAUCUCACUUGGAAAAGUAAAGGUCAUCGAAAUGACAUUUAUCGAAUUAGCAAAGUGAUCUUUGUUAUCUGAUAAGAAUUUGAUCUGUUUUAACAUUAUACGGACUUUUCUCACGUGUUAGGUAUUAAUCCUACUAUUGUGUAUCGCGCAUGUACGUAUCUAUGAGCAUAUUUAAAACUGUACUUAUUUUCAAUUAUUCUUGAGAAAGAUGAUGACUCCUUCUUUCGAGAAAUAAAAUAUUCGAUGUUAAUUACAUUUGUUCUCGUGUAGGCAACAAUAAAUAUAAUUUGGCU
Messenger RNA from Ooceraea biroi (clonal raider ant), 1514 nucleotides. RefSeq lists its product as uncharacterized. The record is from RefSeq and is a predicted model, not a curated record. NCBI's taxonomy places the organism in Eukaryota, Metazoa, Arthropoda, Insecta, Hymenoptera, Formicidae. Gene Ontology annotation, biological process: negative regulation of apoptotic process; regulation of actin filament polymerization. Gene Ontology annotation, cellular component: mitochondrion; clathrin-coated vesicle; actin cytoskeleton.